Messenger RNA from Eufriesea mexicana, 764 nucleotides. It is a transcript of the gene Rpp25, whose product is annotated as ribonuclease P protein subunit Rpp25. The record is from RefSeq and is a predicted model, not a curated record. The transcript has 5 exons. Lineage: Eukaryota; Metazoa; Arthropoda; Insecta; Hymenoptera; Apidae. Gene Ontology annotation, biological process: tRNA 5'-leader removal. Gene Ontology annotation, molecular function: RNA binding. The coding region runs from base 135 to 764 and encodes 209 amino acids. Gene Ontology annotation, cellular component: ribonuclease MRP complex.
CGGAACAAAAUACAAGUGUGCGUUAUUUUGUGAAGUAAACAAUCGUAAUUUAUAAUUAUAUUUUGUAUUAUUACGUAAUGUGUUAUGUGAUUUCAAUAAUUAUGUACUAAAUCUCAAAAGCAGUCUACAAAGAAAUGGGUAGAUCGAAGUUGAAGAAGAAAAAUAAAUGGACGAAGAAUUUGCCGUCCGAGCCCACGGAUUCGGGGAUUCCCAUACCGAAUUUACCAGAAAAGUUCCUUUUGAUGCGAGUAAAAAGCGGGACGAAAAUCAGAAAUGUUCUUGGAUACGCGUUAAAAGAAUUCGAGAAUUAUAAUAGCGUGGUUUGGACCGCGGCAGGCCAUGGUAUUGGUAAAGCCAUUUCCUGCGCGGAACUUUUCAAGAGGAAACACGAAGGUCUUCACCAAAUCACCAAGUUACGUUACGUAGAGUCGGAAAAAUCUAAAGCGAAAAAUGAAGCCGAUGUGAACGUAGAUAUAGACAUUCGCCACGUACCGGAAAUACAUAUUUUUCUUGCAAAGGAAAUAACGGAUACAUCAGAACCUGGUUAUCAGGCACCUGGGAAUAAUGGGGAAUUUUUAAAUAAUCAAGGAACGAAAAAUGGCAAAAAGGGUAAGAAACAUGACACUGGUAACAAUGUGACCUGCAUUGAUGCUGAGGAAUUCGCAGCUAUGGGAUUAAGGACCGGUCAGAAGAGACCAAAGAAAGAACAGCAAACAGAAGCGCCACGAAAAAAGAGUAAGAAAAAAGGAAACGGUGAUCGAUAA